GCUGGAAAUCUGUGCGUCUCAUAGCGCGUAUUUGAUUUGACAAAUAGAUCAGAACACCGCCUCCCAAACAAUUUCUGUCUUUACGGAUUAUAGAAUUAAGGCUGUCGAGGAGUGCUUUUUAAUCGUGUUCGAUCGGUUUUCUUGAUGUGAUAUACUCUUCAAACCACCGCCUAAACCAAGUAAUAAUUAAUCUACUCUUUUAAGAAAACAUUAUAUAAUUUCACGGAAUUCACAGUGAGGCCAUACUGAUAAUGAUCCAUACAGAUUUAUCUUUGUUCUUUGGUAAUAUUAAGUACACGACGAUGUCUUUGAUCCGCGCCGCUGUUACAACAGCGCGUUAUUGCCCCCAUGGAUUAGUACUUUAAGUGAGGAAGACGGGCCAGUCAUUUCUCCUGCAGACUUACAAUGGUUCACGCGUACUGGCUUUGUGUCCUAUACUGUCUUAGUGUAGUGCACAGUUUUCCAGACUUUCUGGUUACGCUGCCAGACUGGAUCUAUAAGGGAGAGGAGUUCGAUUUCUGUGUGUCCUUUCCUGGUAAUACCUACGAUGGGGUCGUUGAUGUUACCAUGACGAUGAAUUCCAAAGACUCCAAGAUUGAAUAUCCCACGGAAACAUUCCUCAGUGUGUCUGAUGCCAUCCGUUGCCAAAAACUCCGUGCCCCGAAACAAAAUGGGCGAUGGGCGUAUAACGUUACUCUGUAUGGACAUGGAACAUACGGUCAGGUCGUCCCCCCGUGGUUCCCCACCAUGAACAAUCACACCGCCACCUAUAUUCAGAAAGUCCGGGUGAGAUCUCGGCGACAGGAUCGGGAUGUCACAUUAAUACAGACAGACAAGCCUAUUUAUAAGCCAGGGCAGACAGUGAAAUUACGAAUUCUGCGUUUGAAGGCAGAAGAAAAUUUACUACCAGACACGGACAAGAUUAAAUGGGUGUACGUGGAGAAUCCCAGCAAUAUUCGUGUCAUGCAGUGGAAGGAUGUUUCUACAACCAAAGGAAUUGCGAGUCUUGAGAUGUUGCUGUCAGACGACCCACCCCUGGGAACAUGGAUGAUCAAAGCCAUAUACAAAGACAACAAGGAAUACAAGAAUACAUUCUCCGUAGCGGAAUAUGUUUUACCCAAGUAUGAAGUGACCAUCACACCUCCUGCCUACCUGCUGACCACAUCUCCAACCAUCGAAGCCAAAGUGUGCGCAAAGUAUACCUAUGGAAAACCAGUGAGAGGCCAAUUAGUCGUGACAAUCUGUUAUAAAUCCAAUUAUUUCUUCUUUGGAUACCGCCGGAGAGCCCGAUCUGAGAGACCAUGCAGUGAGAGGCUAUUGGAGAUAAAUGGUUGCACUAUGGUGUCCUUGAAUUCGUCAGAAUUAUAUCUUAACUCCAAGCAAUAUAACAUUUGGGGGAAGCUGAAAAUCAAUGCCACGGUGACGGAGGCCGGAACGGGAGUCGUGCUGUCUGGAGAAUCGAGCGGGCCAAGCGUGACCACUGAGUCCUGUAAGCUGGAGAUCACUGAUGAAACAGAUGGUUUCUUUAAACCAGUUUUCCCUUACCAUGGAAAGGUGACGGCGACAAAUCCAGACGGUAGUCCAGCAUCCGGAAAGAGAAUCUUCAUCCGAGCGCAAAGCUACCAGAUGAAUCGCUGGCGUCUUGCUCAGAAUGUAACAACAGAUGCCCAUGGAAUUGCUGAAUUCAGCAUUAAAGAUUUACCGAAAAAUAUCACAACAUUUUCCAUCGAGGCAACUGAUAAAGAUGUUCCAUAUGAAGAUGGCAAACUUUUUCACACGCUUGCACCUGGCACAUCUUACAAAAGUGUAACACGGUGGUAUUCACCAUCCGAUAGCUAUAUGCAGAUUGAAAAUGUGAUGCAGCCACUGGCAUGCGGCAAGGAUGCUCACUUGGACAUACUUUAUUCUACUCCAGAAGACACAAAGUAUAAUUUUUAUGUAAUGGUCAAGUCUAGGGAACGCAUAGUUUACACAACAAACAAACAACACAGAUUCUCUAAAGAAAAUAACAUUCAGAUGACUUCUUCUGAUCCUGGCCAGUAUCUUAAAGUACAGAAAAUCCCUACAACCACAUCACGCCCUCCAAGGACACGCAAACCAAGGCCUCCUUUACAACCAAAGUUUAUUAAUGUGACAUCGCAGCUUUCUAAACACAACACAACAGAACCUAUUACCGCUAACCCCAUACUGGCUCGAAAUCGACGGAGCACGAAGUCAUGUAAAGAUAAUGGUGGAAAGCUAUUUGAUGAUGGUUCAAACUUUGCCCCAAAUGUGUCAAACCCGUGUUGGAUGUGCAGCUGUAAUGAUGGGACUCCAAAGUUUUGUGCCAUGGCCAUGUGUGACGAACCACCUUGUAGAAACUAUCAGCUGAUUGAGGGCACCUGCUGUGGUUUCACCUGUCCUGAUUAUGAAUAUGAAGACACGGGAAACUGUCUAGACCAAAGCGGAAAAACUAUAAAAAACGGAGAUCUGUUUUCUCCCAAUGUGUCGGACCCCUGUCACAUGUGUAUGUGUGAGAACGGAGAGCCGACUAACUGUAACUACAUAUACUGUGAUGCCCCUCCCUGUGACAAGUAUGAUUUGGUGGAGGGUACCUGCUGUGGUUUUAUAUGUCGUGAUGAGGAAAGUUCAGAGAAAAGUUGUCUAGAUUCAACAGGAAACAUAGUGCCUGAUGGAUCCAUGUAUAAAGACCCCUUAAAACCAUGUGAAGAGUGCAUGUGUUCCAGUGGAGAUGUGUUCUGCACUCAAAUGCUCUGUGAAGUCCCGAAAUGCCGCAAUUUUAAAUAUGUAGAAGGAACUUGCUGUGAUAUUAAAUGUUUUGAUGAUACAACCGAAAAAAGUGGCUUCAUCGGCCGGGUCCAAAUUAGCAUUCCAAUUACGGCCAAAUUUGCUCCAGAAACACAAGUCAUGAUAUACUAUAUAAGAAAGGAUGGAGAGAUAGUUUCCAGCAGUAAAACUUUCCAAGUGGAAAAGUGUUUUGAUAAUAAGGUGAACAUGGAAUUUGUCGGUAGUUCUAUUAGGCCUGGGUCCAAUGCUACUCUCCGUAUUGUGGGGGACCCCCAGUCAGCCUGUUCUGUUGGUGUGGUAGAUAAAAGCAUAGAUCUCCUGAAAGCUGAUCAUCGGAUAACUCCAGAAAAGUUUUACAGUUUAGUGACAUCAGAGACGGAUCCCGACCGUCACUAUUUGUACGCGGACAAUAAAAGAAACUGCAAAGAAGAGGACAGAAAUAGUACAGAAGAAAUAUAUCCGUCUUUGCUUAGAAAUCCAUCAGAUAUUCCGGUGGAUUCCUACCAAACGUUUAAGACUUUUGGAUUGCGAGUUUUUACGAAUCUGAAGUUGGAGACCAGACCAUGCAUUGAUUACAUUUACCCUCUAUAUAUGUAUAAUCGAGUUUAUUCAGAAAUAAAUGGUAACGAGGUACCCUCGACAGCAGAUUUAACAGCCAGUGAUGAUGUCAGGAGCUUUUUUCCAGAAACAUGGCUUUGGGAAAUAGAAAUCAUCGGAGAUUCCGGUCAGAAUACACUAAUGCGACAGAUCCCGGACACUAUUACUGAGUGGAAGGGGAGUGCCGUAUGUUUAAACACGGACUCUGGGAUCGGAAUUUCCCCCGUCACCAGUAUCACAGCGUUCCAGCCGUUCUUUUUGUCCUUCACACUUCCGUACUCGGCCGUCAGGAAUGAGGUGGUUCCGGUGCUGGUGAAAGUGUUUAACUAUCUGACAGAAUGUCUCGUGAUGAGAGUGUCAAUAGUGAACUCUAAGGAGUUCACCAUCCACAGAGCUGCCAUCAUGCGGACAAGGACAGUUUGUGUUUGUGGUGGAGAAUCUGAAACUUUACGUUACUUGGUUACGCCUCUCAACAUUGGCAAAAUCAAUAUUCAGGCACAGGCGGAAUCUAUCGCUGACGAUGGUACCUGUGGUAACAGUAUCGUGAGCAGGGAGGCUACAGGGGUAUCCGACGCAGUUCGGCGGGAACUUCUGAUCGAAGCUGAGGGGGUGGAAAACGAGUACACUUACUCUUCCUACAUAUGCCCAACAGGCGAACCAGGGUUAAAGUUAACGGAAAAGAUUAAAUUGCAGAUUCCAUCUAACAGUAUCCAGGACUCGGAGAGAGGAACUGUCAAUGUUAUAGGUGAUGUAAUGGGUCCUGCACUGACCAACCUCAAAGACUUGCUAAAGAUGCCGUACGGCUGUGGAGAACAGAAUAUGGCUUCAUUUGCUCCUAAUAUCUUUGUCUUGCAAUACUUCUACAACACUAACCAGGAAGUCAGCAGGGUUCUGGAGGAUACUUUCAGAUACAUGAGAGUGGGUUAUCAGAGACAACUGAAAUACAGGCAUCCGGAUGGCUCGUAUUCGGCAUUUGGAGGAGGGGAGGGAACCAGCGGAAGCACGUGGCUGACAGCAUUUGUCGUGAAGUGUCUCGGUCAGUCUCAGAAAUACAUAGAUAUUGACCGGGUGGACUUGAAUACCAGCAUAUCAUGGUUCAGACGAAAGCAGAAUGAGCUGGGCUGUUUUCCAAAGGUUGGCUACACGCACAGCUAUUAUCUGAAAGGAGGCUGGGGGAAAGGGAACGACGAGGAGGGGACACUCACAGCUUUUGUGAUGAUUGCGAUGCUGGAAGCUGGUCUGCCAAAAUCUGAUCCAGCCGUGCUCAGUGCUCUUCGUUGUCUUGACCUUCAAGAGGUGAAGGACACCUAUAUGUUGAGUCUGAUGGCAUAUGCAUACACCCUUUACAGCACCAAGUAUACUAGGCGAUUAGAAAUCAUGGCAUUACUACGCUCUAAGCUCAAAAGGAAAGGAGCUGAUAUGGUAUACUGGUCACGUGACACCGAACCUGAAAAAGAGAAAACCGGAAACCCUUGGGAUAUAUAUUAUCGAGCCCCAUCGGCAGAAGUGGAAAUGACUUCUUAUGCAUUGCUGGCUUACACUGUUGGAAAUCAACCGGAAGCUGUCGUCAAUGCUAAACCAAUUGUAAUGUGGCUCAGCAAACAGAGAAACCCCCAGGGAGGCUUCAGCUCGACUCAGGACACUAUUGUAGCUCUACAAGCGCUAUCGGUGUAUGGCAGCUUGAUACAUCAGGGCGGGACAGACAUAACAGUCGAAAUCAGUGGAAAACAAAUGUUAAAAGCUUAUGGCAUCAGCGACGAAAAUAAACUGGUUCUUCAGAGUGAGCCAAUACCCCUUAUACCCAACGAACUGACGGUAAUGGUCAAAGGGGCAGGGUGUGCCUUAAUUCAGGCUAACGUAAAAUAUAACACUCCUGCAAAGAAAGGCGGGUCGGGCUUCUUUGUAAAAGUGUCCACUCUUAGAUCUAAGGAUACAGUGAGCCACUGUGCCAAGAGAAGCAUCAACAUUUGUGUCAGAUAUACUGGAGCCAGUGUCCAAACCAAGAUGGCGAUUGUGGAUGUGAAAAUGCAAACUGGUUGGGUGCCCGUAAGAGACUCACUUAAUAUGAUAUUGUCAAGCAAAUUGAACUCGAUAGGAUUGCAGAAGUUUGAAAUCGAUGGAAAUGUAGUACACUUUUAUUUUGACCAUUUUGAUGCCUUUACGAGAUGUUUCCAGUUUAAUGUAGAACAAGAAAUUGAACUGAAGGACCCCAAACCUGCCUAUGUCAAAGUUUAUGAUUACUAUGAAACAGGUUCUUCAGAAACGGUGGAGUAUGAUAUGAAAACAAUUUGCGGUACAAAGGAGGAGUUGCCUUUCCUGACGGUGGAGGAAUACGACACCAUCAACACUGGCGAUGAAAUUACUCAAGCUCGAGUACCUCUAGAGAGAAUAAAUUCUUCGCGUGUUGUUCCCGGUCCUCCUGGGGGUCAGAACUGUCCUGCUUGUGAAAAUUCUAUGGAUACAAAACAUACAGAUUUCUUAGAAUUGGUUUGCAACUCCAACAAAAUUUUCAAAGUUAAGACUGCACGGAAAGAUGGCACGAAGUAUUCUAUGAAACUGUACGCCGACAUGAGACUCCGCAAAAAGAAACACAUUGGAGCAUUUGUGAACCACAAGAUCCACAAGUCGUGUUCCUGCAGAAUGCUGAAAACGAGAGACCAAAAGUUCCUGGUGUUUGACAUGAAAAAUGGAUACAAUGAUUCGUCCAAAGAACUCACGCUGAACAAAAAUUCAGUCAUCGUGUCGUGGACAAAAGACUUUGAACGUCAGGUGUUCCGUAAAAGAAAAAUAUGCUAACUUUGAUAACAGAUGCAAUUCUUAGUUUCCAUGAAAUCUUCGUAAAAAAAAAAUCCGAAGUCUUAUUGCACAGUUUCAGAGUGUUCCUGAUUCAAUAAUAUGUCUAUGUAAUUCUGAUAUUUCUACUUUCGAUUGAGUUAUGUGCUUAAUUUGUGAAUUCAGAAAAAUAACUGGAUUCGUUUUAUCGCUAUUGAGAGAACUUCAUGUUAUGCUAGAGGUCAUUGCUAACUGAGAAAUCGGUUUUGAGUACCUGAUCAAGGCACCUCUAUGGGGUAUUGGACGCUUCUAUAUGUUUACAAGUGUAUAUACUUUACUAAUAAAAGAAACGAUUUUUUUGUG
Ostrea edulis (European flat oyster) is the source of this 6519-nucleotide messenger RNA. RefSeq names its product pregnancy zone protein-like. The record is from RefSeq and is a predicted model, not a curated record. Bases 406 to 6180 code for a protein of 1924 amino acids. The transcript is spliced from 41 exons. Gene Ontology annotation, molecular function: endopeptidase inhibitor activity; protein binding. NCBI's taxonomy places the organism in Eukaryota, Metazoa, Mollusca, Bivalvia, Ostreida, Ostreidae. Gene Ontology annotation, cellular component: extracellular region.